This is a messenger RNA of Aspergillus chevalieri, 765 nucleotides long. RefSeq names its product alpha/beta hydrolase. The record is from RefSeq and is a predicted model, not a curated record. Gene Ontology annotation, biological process: protein depalmitoylation. Gene Ontology annotation, cellular component: cytoplasm. Gene Ontology annotation, molecular function: carboxylic ester hydrolase activity; palmitoyl-(protein) hydrolase activity. Bases 1 to 765 code for a protein of 254 amino acids. The transcript has 2 exons. NCBI's taxonomy places the organism in Eukaryota, Fungi, Ascomycota, Eurotiomycetes, Eurotiales, Aspergillaceae.
AUGAUUGGUUAUGGGGAUGUCAACUUUUCUCAGGAGCUGGGCGGCAAGAAGAACCUUACUGGUGCCGGCGAUUCGCCUAUAAUUCUCCAGUCAAAAGUACAGAAUAUCUUUAGAUGGAGCACCACAUUCCAGGAAGAAGAAUGCUCCUGGUUCAAUGCAUACUCCUUGACUGAUAUACAUGCACGACAAGACCUACAAAUCGACGGCCUGAGAGAGUCUAUUUCGCACGUUUUAGAUUUACUGGAAAAUGAGAUCAGACUACUCGGCGGACAAUCGAACCGUGUUUACCUUGGAGGAAUCAGCCAAGGAAUGGCAAUGGCUUUGUGGGCAUUGUUUUGUGCUACGCAUCAGGUACACAGUCAGCUUGGGGGUUUUGUGGGUUUCUGUGGCUGGUUUCCAUUCGCCCAGCAGGUGGAAGAGUUGGAGACAGCCAACAGUUCCAGUACGUCUGGUGAGAAAACUGAGAUCCAGCAGUGUCAGUUGUUGGAUUUUUUCCACGAUACAAUCGCCUAUCCCAAAACCUCGCCAGCGGAUGUGGUGAACAAUGCAUCAAUUCUGUCGACACCUGUGUUUCUGAGCCACGGAACGGAUGAUCCGUGGGUCUCUGUAGAACUGGGUCGACAGGCAUUUCGCGUCGUGCGGCAGAUUAUGGACCAUGUUGAGUGGAGCGAGUUCAUGGGAGCGGAGGGAGACAGUCACUGGAUCAAGGAGCCGGAGGGAUUUGAUUGUGUUUUGCAGUUUUUUGAGAAAUGCACCCAAAGUUAA